UUAGUGAUUCACCUUUGCCAGUCUCAUCCCGUGUCUGCUUUGUUAAGUUCCAUGAUCCGGACUCAGCAGUUGUGGCACAGCAUCUGACAAACACUGUAUUCGUUGACAGAGCUUUGAUAGUCGUACCAUAUGCAGAAGUUCUUUUCCCUGGUUCAGCCUGAACUAUAUACCAGGCCCUGCUGAAAAUACCACCCAACAGUUUUCUUCUGCAGCUUAUCCAGUUUCUCUUAAGUGCCCUGUACAUAUUGUAUGUUUUAUGAUGAGAUGCAGUUUCUUAAUAUGUAUUACAGAAAUACUACUGGUAUUUGCAAAUAUGUAGUUUAAUUGUAUUAUUGAACUCUCAUUUUGGGGGCUUGGGCACAUUAACAGAUUAAUCCAUCUGUAUAGGGCUUUUGCUGUUGGAUAGAAUUUAAAUUGUCUACAUAUAAAUAUUUGUUUUAGGGCCCUUAGAUUUUAUCUGAAUACACAGAUUAGGCUUUAAAAACAGACAUACAUGUUGUUUUUGGCUUUAGGAGUUUGGCUAAGUUAGCUUUUGAACUGACACUAUGUAGCAGCAUUUUUGGUAUGGUUAGCAUGGCACAUGUUGGAACAUAAAGCAUUUUACUGUACAGGUAAGGAAUGUGCCAUGUUGUUUUACCUAUUUUCUCUCUCUCUUACCCACUUUCACACACACAUCCUGUGUGUAUUCAGAGACCUUCAGAAACAUUCAUAUUCAUUUUCAUGAGUCAGCAAAAGCCCUACGCUUGAUUCCAACAGAAUAUUUCCUUUACAUACUUUUCUUCUCUUAAUUUUUACAAAAUUUGUAUGGUAGGUGUAAAAGAAAAUCAUAGUAACUGUACCAUAUUAUUAACCCCUAAAUCAAACUUUUUUUGUCUUGUGUAUCUUGAUUUUUCUGUGUGCUUUAUAGUGAAGCAGCCGACACGAGUCGUUGUUCAUAAAACAGCUUUUGAAAGUUGAGAGCACACCCCUGGAGAACCGACUGUGCUUGCUUACGUUUGGUUCAUGACUUAAAAAUCGAGUACAGGAGUUAUUCCUGAUGAGACUAAGGCUUUGUCUCUGUUGGCACCAGCUAAUGCAGUGGCAGGUCUUCUGCCUGGUGGUGGACUCCUGCCUACCCCUAACCCACUUACCCAGAUUGGCGCUGUUCCAUUGGCUGCUUUGGGAGCUCCUACUCUUGAUCCUGCCCUUGCUGCACUUGGGCUUCCUGGAGCAAACUUGAACUCUCAGUCGCUUGCUGCAGAUCAGUUGCUGAAGCUUAUGAGUACUGUUGAUCCCAAGUUGAAUCAUGUAGCUGCUGGUCUUGUUUCACCAAGUCUGAAAUCAGAUACCUCUAGUAAAGAAAUAGAGGAAGCCAUGAAGAGAGUACGAGAAGCACAGUCCCUAAUUUCUGCUGCUAUAGAACCAGAUAAGAAAGAAGAGAAACGAAGGCACUCAAGGUCAAGAUCACGUUCUAGGAGGAGGAGGACUCCCUCAUCUUCUAGGCACAGGCGGUCAAGAAGCAGAUCAAGAAGGAGAUCACAUUCUAAGUCAAGGAGUAGGCGACGAUCCAAAAGUCCAAGACGGAGAAGAUCUCAUUCCAGAGAGAGAGGUAGAAGGUCAAGGAGCACAUCAAAAACCAGAGACAAAAAGAAAGAAGACAAAGAAAAGAAACGUUCCAAAACACCACCAAAAAGUUACAGCACAGCCAGACGUUCCAGAAGUGCAAGCAGCUUGCACAUUUGUGGUUCUAGAGAGCGACGACGACGACGAAGUAGGAGUGGCACAAGAUCUCCUAAAAAGCCUAGGUCACCUAAAAGAAAAUUGUCUCGCUCACCGUCUCCUAGGAGACAUAAAAAGGAGAAGAAAAAAGAUAAAGACAAAGAAAGAAGCCGAGAUGAAAGAGAACGAUCAACAAGCAAGAAGAAAAAAAGUAAAGAUAAGGAAAAGGAUCGGGAAAGAAAAUCAGAGAGUGAUAAAGAUGUAAAACAGGUUACACGGGACUACGAUGAAGAGGAACAAGGGUAUGACAGCGAGAAAGAGAAAAAAGAGGAGAAGAAGCCAACAGAACCAAGUUCCCCUAAAACAAAAGAAUGCUCUGUGGAAAAGGGAACUGGUGAUUCACUAAGAGAAUCCAAAGUGAAUGGGGAUGAUCAUCAUGAAGAAGACAUGGAUAUGAGUGACUGAAUAUUGCCUCUGUGGGAAUCCAACUGUAUACAUGCAUCAGUGUCAUUCCUUUGUGUGAUUUCUUAAUGCUAUAUUUGUUCAUCUCAAACCUAGAUGUAUACAGCUCUGAGUUAUAAAUGGUUAUAAAGCUCCUGAUACUGAUAUUAGUUAUUUACAUCCAAAAGCUUUUAGAAAAUGAUACAUGAGUAACCAAUUCUUGACAUGGUGAAAUCUGAUUGAGUAACCAAGCAGUUUUACUAUUCUGGUGCUGCUUCAGAACAAAAAUGAAAAGCUGCAUGCAUCUACAGCAGGCAUGGAUUGUUUAUGUUGUAUGAUCUCCUUUAUUAAGUAAGUUCACUUAUAGUAUUUCUAGAAUUUGAUUCAUUGCCGUAAUAGAGCCAUGUAGGGAAUGCACUGAUUGCAUGUUCAUUGUGGCAGGAAUAUCCUAAAUGUCAUUAAAAUCCUCCAACAUGAUGGAUCUACUUAUGGUCUUGUUUGUUGACAUGACAGAUUAACAUUCUUAUAGUUACAUCUGAAGAUAAUCCUUUAAGCCUUGUGGCUAAAUUUUUGUGGCUUUUGUUUAACUUUGAAAGGUUAUAUAUGCACUAACCUUUUUUGAUGGCUAAUUAGGCUUUAAUUACAGAAACAAGAUUUCAAAUGAAACUGUCUUUGGCAGUGAGUAAAUAGCAUAUUUUGAAGUAGAGUUGUAUACUUUCUCAUAAGGUGUUUGGGAAUUUUUUUUCCUGAAAUAAUUUAUUCCACAUCUACAUCAGUGAAAGCUGCCUAUCCUGAGUCCAUCUGUAAAAGAAAGUUUUCUCUUGUCCUGAUUUUCAAUUUUCCACUCUUUUAUUAAUUUGUUUUAAUUUCAGUGUUGGAAAAAGGGGGUAGUGCAUUUUAAAUUGACCUUCAUAUGCUUUUAAAAUAAGACAAAUCUACUUGAUAAUGUACUUUUUAUUUGAUCUCAAGUUGUAUAAAACCAAUAAAUUUGUGUUACUGCAGUAGUAAUCUUAUGCACACAGUGAUUCAUGUUAAAUGCAAAGUAGUUAGGCAACUGUUUUCUUAGUUACAGGAAUUUCAAGCUUCACUUUUGUGCAGUAUAAACAAAAGUAGGCUACAGUCUGUGCCAUGUUGAUGUACAGUUUCUGAAAUUGUUUUACAAGACUUUGAUAAUAAAACCCUUAAACUUA
Molecule: messenger RNA, 3329 nt
Organism: Lutra lutra (Eurasian river otter)
Lineage: Eukaryota; Metazoa; Chordata; Mammalia; Carnivora; Mustelidae
Gene: SRSF11
Product: serine and arginine rich splicing factor 11
Exons: 12
Coding region: 1258-2163 (301 amino acids)
Biological process (GO): RNA splicing
Cellular component (GO): nucleoplasm
Molecular function (GO): RNA binding
Source: RefSeq, a predicted model, not a curated record